Molecule: messenger RNA, 1134 nt
Organism: Vigna unguiculata (cowpea)
Lineage: Eukaryota; Viridiplantae; Streptophyta; Magnoliopsida; Fabales; Fabaceae
Source: RefSeq, a predicted model, not a curated record
AUGGCGGAAAAACCAGUCCAAGUCGACGAAGGUGCUUCACCGUCGUCUCCCACCUCUGCUUCCGUUUCGAUGCCUGCAUCAUCUUCCACCUCUGCUUCCGUUUCGAUGCCUCCACCAUCUUCCACCUCUGCUUCCGUUUCGAUGCCUCCACCAUCUUCCACCUCUGCUUCCGUUUCGAUGCCUCCACCAUCUUCCACCUCUGCUUCCGUUUCGAUGCCUGCACCAUCUUCCACCUCGUCUUCUACGUCUGCGUCAUCUUCCACCCCGGCUUCUACUGCAUCAUCUUCCACCUCUGGUUCUGUUUCCGUACCUGCGUCGUCUUCCACCUCUGAUUCUAAGCCUGCGUCUUCUUCCAGCUCUUCUGUUUCAGUAGCAGCGUCAGCUUCGGCUUAUGUUUCCGCUUUAUCAUUGUCGGCAGCAUCGGCAACAGCAAACACAUUAGUAUCGGCAACGGAGUUGAAGUCGCUUUCGGAGUUAGCAUCAGCAGCAUGGGCAACGGACUCAGCACCCAAAACAUCCACAUCAUGGGCACCGCAACCGGUACCCACUUCAUCUUGGGUGCCACGGAGACUGGAGGACGAGUUACCGAUAAAGCUGGAAGGAGUGAGCAAUGUAUCUGCAUGGAAAAAACAAGUGGUGCGUGUAUUGAUCACAGAAAACUUGCUAGGGUUCGUGACAAAGCCUGGGACCCCUAAAAAAUAUGCAAGCGAAAAGGAUCGUUCUUGUGAUAAGGUAAGGGAGGAGUAUCGGCAGUGGGUUAUUGAAGAUGAAAGAUUGCGCAGUUGGCUGCUAUCAUCUUUAUCUGAAAAUAUGUGUUGUUUUGUGAUCGAAAAGGAACAUGCAUGGGAGGUUUGGAGUGAAGCGCUGGAAAUCUGCCGUAAUGAGUUGUUAGAGAGUAUCAAGAUUGCCCUAAGGGAUGAGAUCGAGAACACGAAAGAGAACAAAGGAAAUCAAACUGUGAGAGAUUUUGUUAACAGGAUCACUUGUCUCGCUAACACGUUGAUGGCUUUGGGAGACGAAGUGUCUGAAGAAGAACAUGUUGACGCCCUCUUGCAAAGUUUGCCGGACCAGUAUGAAGCUUUGCGAGCGUUCAUUCGUGAUCGUCGUGCACGUCGUGGUGAAGGCAGUAACUAG